Physella acuta is the source of this 1529-nucleotide messenger RNA. RefSeq lists its product as uncharacterized. The record is from RefSeq and is a predicted model, not a curated record. Lineage: Eukaryota; Metazoa; Mollusca; Gastropoda; Physidae.
GUUUACUUUGUUCAGUAUUGCAUUUGUUUUUGUUUAUCAAAAUUCUUUAAAUAAUAGGAAAAUAGGAAAAUAGAUUUUUACAGAUCAAAAAGAACAUUAUAGAGCAACGAAACGAAUCUAAAGUUUAGGGCCCUUUAGGGCGACCUACUAGACCUGCAGGCCAACUAUUGGAGCCAGUGUAAAUAAGAGAUAUUGAAGGAGUUUUAGUUUAAAAUAAGGCAGAGGCAUAACAGAAAAACGUUUAUAAAGAGAUACACACAGUCUGCAAACAGUGACCUAUAUCGAAUAACUGACUAAACCAGCUGAGCAAUAAAACAAUGGCUACAGAGAAUGAACAACUCAUCUUCAAGCCUGCCAGACGGUUGCCCGGGCAACUGAACGCCUUCCCCACCUACCCGUGGAUGUUUACCUGGCCAAUGAGCGCCAGCGAGAGGUCAAGGAUAACUUACGGAGCUCCGUGCGAAAGGUCAAGGUCAUAUCAUCCUUACAAAAUGGACUACCAAUUCAGGGACCGCACAACGGAGGGGAUGGUGCCCCUGCCAUUUGUUGACCUCAGGGGGGGCCCCGCCAAUGUUCAUAACGUGACAGCCUAUAAACCAGAGCCUGCCCCCUUUCUUGAGGCUGUUGGCAUACACAGGGACUUUUCCGUGUUCCAAGAUGGCGUUCGUUACAACCGCAUGAUGGCUGAGGACAAGAGAAUUUCACGCGAUUGGUUGGCGCUCUACGGCAAAAAAUAUUUCUAUGUUAAAGAUUAGGUGGCGCUCUACGGCAAAAAAUAUUUCUAUGUUAAAGAUUAGGUGGCGCUCUACGGCAAAAAAUAUUUUUAUAUUAAAGAUUAGGUGGCGCUCUACGGCAAAAAAUAUUUUUAUGCUAAAGAUUAGGUGGCGCUCUACGGCAAAAAAUAUUUUUAUGUUAAAGAUUAGGUGGCGCUCUACGGCAAAAAAUAUUUUUAUGUUAAAGAUUAGGUGGCGCUCUACGGCAAAAAAUAUUUUUAGGUUAAAGAUUAGAGGGCGCUCUACGGCGAAAAAUAUUUAUAUAUAUAGAUUACUGUGACACUUUCUGGACUCCCCCCCCCCCCGCCUCCAUCAAUACUCUUUAUAAAGCAUUUGUAUAGAAAUAGUUUUUGAAUGGUAAAUAUAUUUGAUAGUUUAUAAAUAUAAUUACUAAAAUAUUUUAUAAAGUAACUCACUGAAGCGCUAAAAUAGUUUAUAAAAUUAACAUCAAAAGCGCUAAAAUAUUAUAUAACAUCAAAAGCGCUAAAAUAUUCUAUAUGAAAUAACAUCAAAAGUGCUACUAUAUUCUAUAAAUAUAACAUCAAAAGCGCUAAAAAUAUUUUAUGUAUUCAACAUAUACAAGUCUAUUAAAUAAUUAAUAGCCUACUAAAUAAUUUUCAGCCAUAACGUUUUGUAACAUCAUAUAAGAACAUCAUUUUGUGAUAUAAUGUGUUGUAACAUCAUAUUGUGAGAAAACCUCUGUAUCAUUUAACAUCUUUGUACUUCCCAAGUAUUAAAAUUUGGAUCUACACUCCA